Molecule: messenger RNA, 2886 nt
Organism: Clupea harengus (Atlantic herring)
Lineage: Eukaryota; Metazoa; Chordata; Actinopteri; Clupeiformes; Clupeidae
Gene: lepa
Product: leptin a
Biological process (GO): signal transduction
Cellular component (GO): extracellular region
Molecular function (GO): hormone activity
Source: RefSeq, a predicted model, not a curated record
UGUCCCGUGCAACCUAAUGCUAGAUACUAUGAGCUGUGAGUUGAGUUGAACAGACAAUUGGGAAUGAUGUCAUCAAAGAAAAUAAAUAUUGCAUCAUUCAUGAUUACAUAGUAGUAGUGCAGAGUUCAUUUCGUCCUUCAAACAAGGAGCUGAAUAAGUCAUUUAACUCAAAAUGCAAUAUUUCCUUUCAAUUAUGAUCAGUUAUUCUUUAGACAUGAACUCUCACACUAUUAAAAUCCUCACAAAAGAUAACAAGGCUGGACAAAUAUAAGUUGUGCUGUUUGAAAUCAAAUAUGACAGUAUUUCUUUGUUAUAAGCGUUUUUAAGUCUUGUAAGUGAGAUGGUAUGUCAGGUCAGGCCAGGUUGAAUGAAUAGUAUGCAACCAGCAGAGGAAAAUAUACAAUAUAACAAAAAUGUUUUAUCUUUUCUUUUCAGGUAUUACUACAUUGCUUACAAAGCUCUAGUGACAGACACAUACAACCUGAGGAACAAUGUUCAGUUUUACCCUGCUCCUGCCCUUCCUAUUGACGGUGCUGCCAACAUGCCAUGGAAGGCCUGUGCAUAAAAAUGUGUUUGUCCAGAUCAGAACUAUCAGCAACAAAAUUCAAUCACAUAUUGAUACGAACCCCAUCUCCUCAAAAAUGAUUUUCAUGCUCCCGGACGUGGUACCAGAUAAACAGCCCAUCCAAGGCAUUGGGUCAGUUGUGGAGACUCUAAGGGCCUUCCAGGCAAUCUGGGACAGUCUUCAAGAUCAGAACCCAGAGCUCAGUCCCGACCUCAGUCCCGACCUCAGCGGACUAUGUCGCUACCUAGAGCGAGAGAUGACCAACCGACACUGCCCUGCCAGGAAACCAAGGUCGUUCAAGGACCUGGACACCUUCCUGAAGAACCACCAAACCUACAGCACGCCCUUGAGGCAGGCAGUACUGCCGAGGCUGAAAGACUAUAUAAACAGACUCCUGCUGACUCCAGAUACGCUUAUGACAUGUUGAACAGACAGCUGGCCCGUCAUAACCACUUAUGUAUUUUUAAAAUUCAGAUUGUGAUAUUUAAAUUAUUUGUUUUGUGUUUUCCAAUACAUAUUUUACAGAGCUCAAGCUUGUUGUAACAGACUGUUCUCCAAGACCUUAACAGAUGAUCUUACAGGUCAAUAUGUGGGGGGAGUGGGGUGUCUCCUGUUCGACCUCACUCCCUUCUCAAGUACAAUGUUGUACAUCAUUAAGUUAUAAUCUUGUUUUGCUCUUUUGCACAUUGUGCUGGCACUGUGGCAUGCAAAGGUCUUCUCUUCGUGUCUGAAGACACCAUGCAAUGUUGUCAGAUUCAUAAUCAGAAAUAAGUCUAGUUUUCUGAUCUUAAAAUCUUUUGUAUUUUUCAAUGACAUGUGACCAUUUCUAUGACUUGUGGCAUGUGGUUGCCUUUUUUUUAUAAACAAAUAUGUAUUUGUAUGUAUUUUCAUCAGUCUGUAAUUUUAUAAACAAUAUUGUGCAGGGUACAAAAUAAACCUCUCUUUUUAGUUAAGUUGGUGUGGACCUCGUUGGAAUUGCACUAUUCAACAUUAAACACAAGACAUCCUCAGUCAAACCUACACACACGCAAACAGAAAUGUUUGUCCAACUACCCCUGCAGUUUUACCUUGAGGCAGACAUAAACACACACACACACACACACACAGCCUCUCUUGGGUACAGCCUUACAUGCUGCUGACUUCAGCUUUGAGCCUGUGCGGUGAUGUCACAGUCUUUCCAGAAAUCGGUCACUGCUCCCUGCCAGGAAUCCUCAGGCCAUUGAUUUCAUCACAGCCAGGCAGCUCUCCCAGCUUUAUCACAUUACUACUGUGACAACAGCUUUAUAAAAUCAAAACACUAACACAUUUGUGUACAUUUAUGUAAUUGAUAGACAAAAAAGCGGUUUUGUAGGAUGCUCAAAUAUAUAGGAAGAGCGACUACACCAGAAAGACUGGUUUCAUGUUCCACUCCCCCAACACAUUUUCCUUUUCAUUCUAUUCGUCUAUUUAAAUACAGUGAGUUAGGUAUGGAUCACACAUAAAACCUUGAUCCUUGUCUGGCUGCAUUGGUAUGCUCCUUAUUCUGGGACUUCAGAAGCACUUGUAUUUUUUCAGGUUGACCUAGAAUUGUUCUAGGGAGCGAAACAAUCUCCAAAUUCUUUUGAAACUGGCAUGCUAACGUUUUUUAAAAGCAUCAGAUGGUGUGUAAAACAUUAAUGUGUGGGCCUGUCAUGGACGGCAGACUGGAUCUGGAAUAUGGAGGUUAUGCAGUCACUGUGUUUGUACACAGCACAUAAUCAAACGCUGAAUGCAGACGCAACGUUCCUCUCGCAACAUGAUGUAAAUCCACUGAUAUCUAAGUACUUUGAAAACAACCACCUGGUCACAGGUUUGAAUUUUAAAAAAAAGGACAUAUCCCUUUCCGGCAGAUGCACAAUGCCUUUUAAGGCACAAAGGGAAAGGCUGAUCGGAACUGUUGCCCAAUCUGAGGGUAUCAUAGGGCUCUGGGUAUUUGCACGAGUGACAUGACCUGGGUAAUAAAGGGCAACGGAUUGAAAAGUGUUCAAAUUGGACUUCCGUUCCAUGUGCAAUGAAUAAAAUUAUGAUCACAGAAGUCAACCAUACUGCCUUUACAGUAGCCAGUGGUUUUAAAAGUGAAACAGCUACUGUCGUUUCAAGAGGCCUAAUAAAAGCACAUUUACUACACUGAGCCAAUGAGUGUACUUAGACAGACCAGGGUGAUGGAUCCAUGAGUGUAGCGUGACUACGCAGUUUGUUGGGUAAUAUGGGCAAAAAACACUUCUGCAGAAGUGCAGUGAAAGGACAACGAAUGCACGAGAGAUGAGGUCACCCUGCACUUUGUGAUUUGGUGUGGGUUUAGC